Triticum urartu is the source of this 732-nucleotide messenger RNA. NCBI's taxonomy places the organism in Eukaryota, Viridiplantae, Streptophyta, Magnoliopsida, Poales, Poaceae. The record is from RefSeq and is a predicted model, not a curated record.
GAAUCUAAUCCGCCACUCCUUAAUCACUGGCACAUGGAAAUUGCAGGAAAGUGCUGCAGUCAUUGCUAAGCUCUUGAUCCCACGUGUGUUCGAGAGAAUGACAAUGCAAGAGACGCGGCUUCUCGUCAGCACAGGAUCUACUAUGAACUUGUACACCAAGGGCGAAGACAUCAUACUCGAGCAUAAUUACAUCGGCAUCAUACUAGAAGGAACUUUGAAGGCGGAGAACCAAAAUAACAUCGUACCUCCAGGAGUGCUGCUGCCAUCAAGCAUGGACCUGGAGUUACUUGGUCUGCAGUCUUCAGAAAUGAACAACAUGGACAGUUGCUCCGCAGCAAACAGCUUUCAGGUGGAAGCACAAGCAGCUAGAGUUAUCAUCUUCGAAGUAGCUGUUCACGGAGGCCAAUGGGCAGAGGAACCAGCCGGGUGGUAGCUUCUCUGCUGAAGCCUUGCAGCCCAGCAUGGAAGAAUCCACUGGAGAAGAACAAGUCAUCAUUACCGUCGACUCUACGAACAAGCUGCCCUUGGGUGAUUCAUCAUCUGGCGUGACGCGAGGCAGCUGAUGGGAUCUUGUGCGAAUAUAGUAGCGUGCUUGAUGUAGCAAUCAUGAAAUUGAUCUUGCUUCUUGAGAAACACUUGGCUUAUUACUUGCUGUUAUAACUAAAGACCAUUUGGCGCAUAUGGCAGCUACGUAAUGAUAUUACUCAUGGAAAGGGUGAGACCCCGGUUCAA